CUGCUAUCACAAACAGCGAGUCAAUGACAAGCUACCAACCGAUCGUGUGUCUGAAACACUGAAAGGAGAGCUUAUCACCUAUAAUACAAAAAGGAUCACAACAUGGCCAGGUAGCUGUUGAGAGCUAUGGGGUUUUUCAGACAGCUCGUCCUCCUGCUUUGGAAGAACAUCACGUACCGCAGGAGGAACAAGAUCCAGCUGAUCAUCGAGCUCCUGUGGCCGCUCUUCCUCUUUGUCAUCCUCAUCUCUGUCCGUCAUUCGCACCCUCCUUACAAGCAGAGCCAAUGUCACUUUCCAAACAAAGCCUUGCCAUCAGCAGGCACCUUGCCCUGGAUUCAGGGCAUUAUCUGCAACAUCAACAACCCCUGCUUCCACAGUCCAACACCAGGAGAGACACCGGGGCAAGUUGGCAACUUCGACAACUCCAUACUAUCUCGUCUCUUUGUGGACGCCCAGACUGUUCUGUCCUACAGUGGAAACCGGAGCUUCUCGGGCUUUCAGGACCUGAUGGAGAGCGUCCGGAGCCUGGGAGAGAGACCUGGAGUGUGGCCAACAGAAAAAGUAGAAGAUUACCUGAGAGCCAAUGAGACGUUUUCAACCUUCCUCCUCACCAACGGCAGCCUGUCGCCUACGACCGUGGACCAGCUGAUGAAGGCUCGUCUUAACUUACAGGUUACUAUGGCUGGAGCUCAGAUGCAGCUGAAGGACUUGGUGUGUAACGCGAGCGUGUUAGGACAGUUUCUGACGGUGGAUGGAGGAGAAGCUGUCAUGAAUGAUCUUCAGACUCAGCUGUGUGACCUGCCUGCAGACAUCCUGCAAGAGGCAGAGCGACUUUUUCUCUCACAGCUCGACUUCACCAAGUUCUUCACGAGAGACCGACUGAUGGCCAACGCUGGCGACCUCAGGGUCAUCAGUCAGGCCGUUACUUCAGUUUCCCAGGAGUUGGCUAUCCUCAUGGAUGAUUUUUCCUCCCUCUCCAGCUUUGUGGAGAUGAACGCAGCUCUUCGUCUUCUGUCUCCGGAGAAUCGCACGACGCUGCCCAGAGAGAGUUUCCGAGCUUUUUCUAGGAUCAUGUGCGGUCACCCUGAGGUUGGCGGCGAACGCAUCCCGUCGCUCAACUGGUAUGAGGACAAUGACAUCAAGUCCUUUUUAGGCAAAAACGGCACAGAGGACGCGGACCUGGACCGUGACAACACCACCACUCCGUUCUGUAAAAGUUUGAUCCAGGGUCUGGAGUCCAACCCUCUGUCUCGUAUUGUGUGGAGAGGAAUCAAACCUCUCUUUAUUGGAAAACUGCUGUACACCCCAAACACUCCUGCAAUACAACAAGUCAUGAAAGAGGUGAACAAAACCUUUGAGGACCUGCAGAUCCUUCAGGAGCUGAAUGAGGCCUGGAUGGAGGUGGGACCACGCAUCAAGAACUACAUGGAGAGCAGUGUGGAGAUUCAGCUGCUGCAGAAUUUGUUGAGGCGGCCGGAGGUUGCAGUACUGGUCAACCUGCGUUUGGAGAACACAUCCUGGACGGCUUCGCAGAUCGCUCGUUUCCUGUCCACACCCUCACCAGACGCCCCCAGGAAUCCUGGAGCACGACCUACCUGGUUGGACAUCUACAACGACAUCAGCCACACCAUCACCACCCUCGCACAAGUCACUGAGUGUUUCUCUCUGAACAAACUGGAGGGGCUGGAGACUGAGGGUCAGUUGAUUGACAGAGCAUUGGAACUGCUGGAGGACAGGCAGUUUUGGGCGGGUGUGGUUUUCCUGCUGCCCAAUGUCUCAUCUCCUGAGCUUCCGCCCCAUAUCACCUACAAGAUCCGAAUGGACAUCGAUGAUGUGACCCGGACCAACAAGAUCAAGGACAGGUUUUGGGAUCCUGGCCCAGCAGCUGAUCCAUUUAAUGACAUGCGCUACAUCUGGGGUGGCUUUGUGUACAUCCAGGACCUGGUGGAGAGAGCUGUGAGCCGAGUCCUAACUGGAGUUCAGCAGACCACGGGCAUCUACAUCCAGCAGAUGCCCUACCCCUGUUAUGUUGACGAUGUUUUCCUACGAGUGCUGAACCGCUCCCUGCCGCUCUUCAUGACGUUGGCCUGGAUCUACUCGGUUGCCAUGAUCAUCAAAGGCGUGGUGUAUGAGAAGGAGGCGAGGCUAAAGGAAACCAUGAGGAUUAUGGGUCUAGGAACAGGAACACUGUGGCUCAGCUGGUUCAUCAGCAGCGUGGUUCCUUUCCUGGCCUCUGCAGCGCUUCUUAUUGCUCUGCUUAAGUGGGGGGACAUCUUGCCAUACAGCGAGCCAACUGUUGUCUUUUUCUUCCUGAUGGCGUUUGCCACCGCCACCAUCAUGCAGUGCUUCCUCAUCAGUACCUUCUUCUCCAAAGCCAAUCUGGCUGCUGCCUGUGGGGGCCUUAUAUACUUUGGCCUCUACCUGCCCUAUGUGCUGUGUGUCGCCUGGAGAGACCACCUCAAUACCACACACAGAGUCCUUGCUAGUUUCCUCUCUCCUGUGGCAUUUGGGUUUGGCUGUGAGUACUUCUCUCAGUACGAGGAGCAAGGUGUGGGCAUCCAGUGGUACAACCUGCACUCCAGCCCUGUGGAAGGGGACACCUACAGCUUCACUACCUCCAUAAUCAUGCUUUACGUGGAUGCCUUCAUCUACGCCACUGCAGCCUGGUACAUAGAAGCUGUGUUCCCUGGUGAAUAUGGCAUCCCCAGGCCUUGGUAUUUCAUCUUCCAGAUCAACUACUGGGGUGGAGUGCCCCUGGAGGCAGGCAUGCCGAUCCCACCAGCACCUGCAGAGCAGGAUGAAGAUCACAUUGAACCAGAACCCAGUAAUUUGAUUCUGGGCGUGAGCAUCAGAAACCUGGUGAAAAUCUACAAGAAGGGAGCCAAACUGGCUGUCAACCACCUCAACCUGAAGUUCUAUGAGGGGCAGAUCACCUCGUUCCUUGGCCACAACGGAGCUGGCAAGACCACCACCAUCUCUGUCCUGACAGGCCUGUUCCCACCUACCUCUGGGACUGUGUACAUAAAGGGGAUGGACAUUCGCCACGACAUGGACAUCAUCCGAAGGACCCUGGGCGUUUGUCCACAACACAAUGUCCUGUUUGACAUACUAACAGUGGAGGAGCAUGUGUGGUUUUAUGGGAGUCUGAAGGGUUUGUCUGAAGCGGAGGUGAAAGCUGAGCUGGACACUCUACUGGAGGACGUUGGUCUGCUGCACAAACGACACGAACAGACCAAAAACCUCUCUGGUGGCAUGCAGAGGAAGCUGUCUGUGGCGAUAGCAUUUGUUGGAGGAUCUAAGGUGGUUGUUCUGGAUGAACCUACAGCUGGGGUUGAUCCUUACUCCCGAAGAGGGAUCUGGGAUCUGCUGCUCAAAUACCGCAAAGACCGGACCAUCAUCUUAUCUACUCACUACAUGGAUGAGGCAGAGCUGUUAGGUGACCGGAUCGCCAUCAUCUCCCAGGGGAAGCUCUGCUGCUGCGGCUCACCACUCUUCCUGAAGUCCCAGCUGGGAUCUGGUUAUUACCUGACUGUGGUGAAGAGGGAAGGACUGGACACCAGCACUCCCAGCAGUACCAGUAUCUGCACCAGUACCAGCAUCAGCACCAAUAAGCUGCCUCCUCUCAAGGAUAGCGAGUCAUCCAUGAGUGAAGACACCGGGCUGGGAAGUGAAGACAGCAGCUCAUAUCUGGCGGCGUUGCUCUCCCUGGCACAGCAACACAUCCCAGGUGCGAGGCUGGUGGAGGAGUCAGGGCGCGAGGCAGUGAUCAACCUGCCGCAGACCGCUGCUAAGAACAGCAGCCUGGCAGUCUUUCUGUCUGAACUGGAUCAGCGUCUGACUGAACUGGGCAUCAGCAGCUACGGCCUUUCAGACAGCACACUGGAGGAGAUCUUUCUGCGAGUGGCGGAGGAAACCAAUGUGGAUGCUGAACCUGAGCUGCAGGCUGAAUCUCCCCAAAGCCAGCAGCCUUCAGCAGGACAGAGGGUGGAGAGACAACACGCUGAAGAACCAGAGACAGAACCACAGGAGACAGACCUGCUGAGCGGAGAUGGCCGAGGAGGAGUCCCCCUGACCGGCUGGUGGUUGACGUGGCAGCAGCUAAGGGCUCUUUUCAUCAAACGCUGGCUUUACGCUCGGAGAAGUCGCAGGGGCUUCUUCGCUCAGAUUGUUCUGCCUGCUGUGUUCGUGCUGAUUGCCCUUCUCUUCAGCCUCAUCGUACCUCCAUUUGGGAAGUACCCUUCCCUGCAGCUGCAGCCCUGGAUGUACGGAAAACAGUACACCUUCUUCAGCAACGACGCCCCUGGGAACCCAGCCAUGGAGAACUUGCUGGAAGCUCUGCUGGACCAGCCAGGUUUUGGUACCAAGUGCAUGGAGACAGAAGAAGAGGACAACAGCACAAGUCCUCAGUGUGAAGGUGAGCGGGUUGGCCUGUUCAUGCGGCCACAGGUUUCCUACUCCACCUGGCAGAUGUUCAGCAGAGGCAACUGGAGCAGAGACACACCUUCUCCUGUAUGUCAGUGUAGCACGGAGGAUGUCCGCCGGAUGCUCCCAGACUGCCCGCAGGGCGCUGGUGGACUGCCACCUCCUCAGAUUAAGAGGCUGACUGGAGACAUCCUCCAAAACCUGACAAGUUAUAACAUUUCUGAUUACCUGGUGAAAACCUACUCUCAGAUCCUCAAGAAAAGCCUGAAAACCAAGAAGUGGGUGAAUGAAUUCAGAUACGGAGGCUUCUCUCUCGGGGGCAGCGCCACCCAGACUUUAUCUCAAGUCCAUCACGUCCAAGACUCGAUCAUGGCAAUUAGGACUCGUUACAGAGUUCCAGAGAACAGUUCGCUGAAUCAUUUCCUUAACCGACUGCCGGGUUUUCUUGGAGGACUGAACAGUGAAAACAACGUCAAGGUGUGGUACAAUAACAAAGGUUGGCAUGCCAUGGUGUCAUUUGUCAAUAUUAUGAACAACGGCCUGCUGAGAGCGAGCCUACCACCAGGUCCGGAGAGGAGGAAACACGGCAUCACUGCCUACAACCACCCACUCAACCUCACCAAGGAGCAACUCACCGAAAUGGCCAUGAUGACCACAUCAGUGGAUGUUCUCGUUUCCAUCUGCGUGAUCUUUGCCAUGUCCUUUGUGCCAGCCAGCUUCGUCCUUUUUCUGAUCGAAGAGCGAGUCAGCAAAGCCAAACACCUUCAGUUCGUCAGCGGGGUCAAGCCCAUCCUCUACUGGCUGGCCAACUUCACCUGGGACAUGUUGAACUACACCGUCCCAGCCACCAUGGUGGUGCUGAUCUUCAUCAGUUUCCAGCAGCAGUCGUACGUUUCUGAGACAAACCUGCCCGCUCUCAUCCUGCUGCUCCUCCUCUAUGGGUGGUCCAUCACCCCCCUCAUGUACCCAGCAUCCUUUGUGUUCACUGUCCCGAGCACGGCUUAUGUGGUUCUGACUUCCAUCAACCUCUUCAUUGGAAUCAACGGCAGUGUUGCCACCUUCGUCCUGGAGCUGUUUGUAGACGAGCAUUUGAACGAGGUGAACCGGAUCCUGAAGAAGGUCUUCCUCAUCUUCCCUCAUUUCUGUCUGGGACGAGGACUCAUCGACAUGGCCAAAAAUCAGGCCAUGGCAGACGCCUUCCAGAGACUGGGCACCAAACAGACUCUGGAUCCUCUCCAGUGGGAUUUUGUAGGGAAGAACUUGUUUGCGAUGGCAGCUGAGGGUGUUAUCUUCUUCAUCUUCACCAUACUGCUGCAGUACAAGUUUUUCAUUCACUUCAGGCCUUGGUGGGCUGAGCCUGAGAUGCCUCCUCUUGGUCCAGAAGAUGAAGACAUUGCGAGGGAGAGACAGAGGGUCAAAAGUGGCAAAGCCCAAUCAGACAUCCUUACCAUGAUAGAUCUGAGCAAGGUCUAUAAAGCAGGCAGAAAGCCGGCGGUGGAUCGUCUCUGCCUCGGGAUUCCACGUGGCGAGUGUUUCGGCCUGCUGGGGGUGAACGGAGCAGGUAAGACCUCUACAUUUCGCAUGCUGACUGGAGACACACCCAUCACUCACGGAGAGGCUUUCCUCAACCACUACAGUGUGCUGACAGAGAUGGAGCGAGUCCACCAGCUGAUGGGCUACUGUCCACAGUUUGACGCCAUCAGCGACCUGCUCACAGGUCGGGAACAUCUGGAGCUGUACGCCCGCCUGCGGGGGGUCCAAGAGAACGCUGUCACCAAGGUGGCACAGUGGGGGGUGAAGAAACUGGGGCUGACGCAGUACGCUGAACGGGAGGCCGGAGGCUACAGUGGGGGCAAUAAGAGGAAACUCUCCACUGCUAUCUCUCUCAUCGGGGCUCCGCCUGUUAUAUUCUUGGAUGAGCCCACCACUGGUAUGGACCCAAAAGCCAAAAGAUUUUUGUGGAACUGCAUCCUCAGUGUCACCAAAGAGGGAAGAGCUGUAGUUCUCACCUCCCACAGUAUGGAGGAAUGUGAGGCUCUCUGCACCAGAAUGGCCAUCAUGGUUAAUGGCAGGUUCCAGUGUCUGGGAUCUGUACAACACCUGAAGAACAGAUUUGGCGAUGGCUACACCAUCAUCCUUCGUCUGGCGGACACUAAAUCAAACCCGGACUCGUGUCCCAUCAGCACCUACAUGAAGAACUCUUUCCCCAGCAUCGAGCUGAAGGAGCGUCACCUCAACGUGCUGCAGUAUCAGCUGCCCUCGCACGCCUGCUGCCUGGCUCGUGUCUUCGAUGUGUUGGCCAACAACUAUGAGGAGCUGGGCAUCGUCGACUUCUCUGUUUCACAGACCACCCUGGACCAGGUGUUUGUCAACUUUGCUAAAGAGCAGACUGAUGACGACCAGCUCACCAGCGUGGUUGUCAGCAACGGGACAGUACAGACCAACCUGGCUGCACUUGCCAACAGGAUCAACCCGCCCACCAUCCAACCACAACCAGCCAUCACACCUCCUCAGCAAAGCAAGACUCCACAGCAGCAUGCACAGUCAUCAGACAGCAAACCAAAAGAGGAUAAAUCAAAAAAGGCUAACUCUAGCAAGGGCAAAUCUAAAGAUGGUAAAGCUAACGAUGAAAAAAGCAGCAGUACAGCAAUGACCAGAUUACCUCAGCAAGAGGAGAAGGACCAGGAGAUGCCUCAGACGAGCCGGAGGAGCAGUAGUGGAUCAAACGGCAGCCAUGGUGGAGUUCAGGGGGAAUCCAGUAAAUCCAGUGGGUCCAAAAACAGAGGAGACAAAUCCAGUAAAGAUCCUUCUGCACUUUUUAUAGUUAGCAGGAACACACAGGACAGCGCACUGUGAAGUUACUGGUGCAACCUGAGUGCAUGACGCAGGUUAAAAGGACCAGUUACAGACAAACACCUUCUCUUACUCAUUUUAUGUUCAUUUGGAGGUUGCUUAGUGUUGGCAGCAAUCUCAAUAUGCAACAUAGGACAACUGAGCUCACUUAAAGUCCACCGGUAAGAAGUGAACAGUGAAACUGGUGCAAUUUGAAAGUGACUCAGUUCCCUUAAAUUUAUCCCCUCGGGCUUCUCUGAAGAAAGAACCAAAGGUAAUUGUCUCCAAACAAUGGCUUAGCUGCUUUUUUCAUCCAUUAACUGAUUUUUUUUUUUAUCUGUAUACAUAUGUGUAGCUUUAUACCCUUUAUUUGGGUUCAUAAAUCCAACACUGUGUCUUCUCUUUCUGUAUCAGUCUCAUAGGUCCCAAGUUGUAGUUUAUCUAUUCUUAAAGAAUAUUAUUCAAGGGUCAGUGUAAAAACAGUGGGUGGCGUUCCUCAGGGCUAAAUCAUUAGACCUCUCACAAUCUCGUCUUUAUUUUACAGAAAGCACUUUAAAAAAUGAAAAUGCUGCAGACACUCAAACAGUAGCUGAAGUAAAUGUGUUAUAUGUACUUAUUAAGAUGAUUUUGUAUGUCAGAAGGCAUUUGCAUGGUUCUAAAUGCCUUCUGAACAACAUAGUGUCUCUUAUGUGGAGAUACUUCUUACUGCAAGUUCGUCUUUGAAUAACACUUAGAUAUUUAAUGAGGAACUUAACAAAUGUUUUUUAAAUCAAGAAUUUUUUGUCCAGUUUCUGUCAAAAUGUUGUUUUUGUUUUUUUAUUUUUUAUUUUAAGUGAUUGGUCAUUGGGUAACAGUGCCACUGUCCAAAUGAAGGGUAUUACGUAUGACUGGGAGGCAGGAAACCUAUAUUUCUGCCUGGUAUUUACUGUUGUUGUUAUAGUUGUUUAAUAAGGAAGUCAUGUUUUCUUUUUUGUUUUUCCUUUAUAUAUCAUAUCACAUGUAGAGGAAUCAUACAUCCAGACUUAAGCUCUUGAAGGGUCUGGAAGCCUCAUUUAAUCAUUCUUAAAUGAUUUAAUUAUUUUAAAAAUAUAAAACUAUUGAGGAAGCUUCACACACAGGUGUGACUCUAUAUUGUUGUAACUGUCUUUACAAAUUCUUCUACUACUGUGGAGGUGACUACUUCUAUGCCAAUCAUUCCAAAUUCAAAGAAUAAUCAAGAUCAAUCAUAGAAUUAAUAGUAGAAUUCAGUUUGGCAGUUUUUUUUAUUA
Toxotes jaculatrix (banded archerfish) is the source of this 8522-nucleotide messenger RNA. RefSeq names its product ATP-binding cassette, sub-family A (ABC1), member 7 (gene abca7). Gene Ontology annotation, biological process: lipid transport; transmembrane transport. Gene Ontology annotation, molecular function: ATP hydrolysis activity; ATP binding; lipid carrier activity. Gene Ontology annotation, cellular component: membrane; intracellular membrane-bounded organelle. The transcript has 49 exons. Bases 127 to 7278 code for a protein of 2383 amino acids. The record is from RefSeq and is a predicted model, not a curated record. Lineage: Eukaryota; Metazoa; Chordata; Actinopteri; Toxotidae.